Diabrotica virgifera virgifera (western corn rootworm) is the source of this 1805-nucleotide messenger RNA. RefSeq names its product lanC-like protein 2. The record is from RefSeq and is a predicted model, not a curated record. Gene Ontology annotation, biological process: peptide modification; carbohydrate metabolic process. Gene Ontology annotation, cellular component: plasma membrane. Bases 316 to 1482 code for a protein of 388 amino acids. Lineage: Eukaryota; Metazoa; Arthropoda; Insecta; Coleoptera; Chrysomelidae. The transcript has 8 exons.
UAAACGAAGAUAAGGAGAUAAUGCCAUACGUGGGGAGUGAACGAACUGUUCGUUUCGUGCAGAUUUUGUGUAAAUAGAAUUGCAGGAAUGAACGUAUAUUUGCUUGUUUUGAAACAUCAAACAUCAAACUGGAGCUGGAAAACGUUUCUUGUCAAAUUAACCUCAAUUUAAUGUAAACAAAGUCUUUGAGAAAAUAAACAGCUUGAGUUGUAAAACUAAAUCCGUUGUUUAUAUCAACUAAAUAUUCGUUGAUUAUAUUAAAAUAGUAUUUCAAAAGUUGAUACAUUCCAGUUCAACUCUACUCUUUAUUACGAAAUGAUAGAAAUGAGGUUCUUUAACAAUCCUUUUGAAGAUUAUACACCAGAAGGGCUACAAGAAAGUAAAAACAAAGUGAGUCAAAGCAUAAACGUAAAAUGGAAGUCAACUAUGGAAAACUUACAGACCUUGGAUUUCAGUGACUAUACUGUUUAUACAGGUACUUCCGGCGUGGCUCUACUUAAAUUAUUACAAGAUCCUGACGACUUCCAGAAUUUAAAGGAGGUUUUAAAACUGCUUUCGCUUCACAAACUGAAAGGAAGAAGGCACACUUUCCUGUGCGGUGAUGCAGGACCACUUGCAAUAGGAAUAGUGGUACAUAGCAAAUUGGGAAAUCACGAUGAAGUUUCACAACUAAUAUCAAAAUUAACUUUGCUGAAUAAAGAUGUUUUGGAUAUUCAUUCCGAUGUAGCCAAUGAAUAUAUGUACGGUAGAAUUGGAUAUCUAUACGCAAUACUGUAUGUCAACAAAAACAUUUCACCUCCUCCUUUUGAUGAUAACUAUAUUAGCCAGAUUAUAGAGACCAUUUUAGUAAUCGGUCGUAAUAUCUCAAAGGCAGGUAGAUUUAAGUGUCCUAUAAUGUAUGACUGGCACGACAGUUACUACAUGGGAGCUGCACACGGACUUGCUGGUAUUUUAUAUCUGUUGCUGCAAGCAAGAGCAUAUCUUACUGAAGACGAAUUGAAUAAUGUGGUCAAACCUACCAUUGAUUAUUUACUGACUCAGAGAUUUCCAAGUGGCAACUUUCCAUCUUCUAUAGGAAGAGAUUCCGAUAAAUAUGUUCAAUGGUGUCAUGGUUCCCCAGGCUUUGUGCAUUUAUUGACAACUGCAUACAAGAUUUUUCAAGAUACUCGAUAUUUACAAGCAGCAUUAGAAUGUGGCGAAAUUAUAUGGCAGAGGGGUUUACUAAGAAAAGGAUAUAGUUUGUGUCAUGGUGUUUCAGGAAAUGCUUAUUCAUUUUUGGAGCUAUAUCAAACAACUAAGGAAGAAAAACAUCUCUACAGAGCCUUAAAAUUUGCAGAAUGGUGUAUUGCUUACAAAAAAGAACACGAAGAGCACUCUCCAGACAGACCUAAAUCUCUAUUUGAAGGUAUCGCAGGUCCAAUGUAUUUUUUGUUGGAUAUUCAAAAUCCAAUGGCAGCCAAAUUCCCAGGAUAUACACUAUAAAGACUGAUUUUUAUGUUUGUUUUAUUAUAUAUUAUUUUUUAUAUGUUUGAUAUAAAAUAAAAUGUUUAUUUUAAAUUUACAAAAUAUUAAAGACCAAUGCUGUGGCAGAGAGUAAGGGUAUUUUUGUAUUUCACAAAACUGGGCAAUUUGUUUGUUAUCAAUGAACAAUAGGUUAAGCAUCGAUUCAGUCAAUUCCAUCAGCCAGUCAUACUCUAAAUAGCCUAACAGUCUAAUAUGCUAUUUCAUUUGUCUUUACAGUGUUUGAAUAUUUACAAACCAAAAUCAACUUUUGUCUUAAAGUACAGAAUUUUAAUAAAUUUUAA